Molecule: messenger RNA, 2199 nt
Organism: Clarias gariepinus (North African catfish)
Lineage: Eukaryota; Metazoa; Chordata; Actinopteri; Siluriformes; Clariidae
Gene: slc10a7
Product: solute carrier family 10 member 7
Exons: 13
Coding region: 233-1246 (337 amino acids)
Cellular component (GO): plasma membrane
Source: RefSeq, a predicted model, not a curated record
CACGCGCACUACGCAGGGGCUGAGAGAAUGACGUAAACAGGCUCAGUGAGGGAUCCUACGUGUCAGGAAGUGAGGGAGUGGUUUGGGAUCGAGCCGGUGUCACAGCGACGCUCCACAGUUGGUUACGGAGGCGCCGGCGGAGAGCGCGAGAGAGAGCGAGUGUGUGUGUGUGUGUGUGUGUGAGAGAGAGAGCUGAGAGGGCUGGCGGCGGUUUAACGGGACUCCCUCCGGUAUGGGCCUGGUCGCGCGCGUGCGGAAAGAAUGGUUCAUCGUCGGUAUCGCGCUCGUGAUCGCUUCGGCCAAGCUUGCGCCGUCGGUCGGUGUGAAAGGAGGUCCUCUUCGGCCCGAGAUAACGAUCACCUACAUCGCUGUGUCUGCCAUCUUCUUCAACAGUGGUCUGUCCUUAAAGACUGAGGAGUUGGCGAGUGCGUUAAUGCACGUGAAGUUGCAUCUGUUUGUUCAGACGUUCACUCUGGUCUUUUUCCCCGUGGCCAUCUGGGCUCUUCUCAAAGUCUUGGCACUUACUACCAUUAAUGAAUGGCUUCUCAAAGGGUUACAGACGGUGGGCUGUAUGCCUCCUCCUGUGUCGUCUGCCGUCAUCCUUACCAAAGCCGUCGGAGGAAACGAGGCCGCCGCCAUUUUCAACUCAGCGUUCGGAAGCUUUCUGGGGAUCGUCGUCACGCCGCUGCUGCUGCUGCUGUUCCUGGGCUCGUCCUCCUCAGUACCGUUCUCCUCUAUCUUCUCUCAGCUCUUCAUGACCGUAGUUGUCCCUCUUAUAGUUGGGCAGGUGUGUAGGAGGUUCCUGAGGGAGUGGCUGGAGAGGAGGAAGCCCCCGUUCGGCACGGUGAGCAGCGUCGUCCUGCUCAUGAUCAUAUACACCACGUUCUGCGACACCUUCUCCAACCCCGACAUCGAGCUGGACCACCUCAGCCUCCUCAUCAUCGUCUUCAUCAUUUUCAGCAUUCAGCUCACCUUCAUGUUACUGGCAUUCUUCCUGUCUACCAGGAAGUCUUCGGGCUUCACAGCUGGAGAUUCUGUAGCGAUACUCUUUUGCUCGACGCACAAAUCCCUCACGCUGGGAAUCCCCAUGCUGAAGAUUGUAUUUGCAGGCUUUGAGCAUCUCUCGCUCAUCUCAGUGCCUCUGCUCAUCUAUCACCCGGCUCAGAUUCUCCUGGGCAGCAUCCUGGUGCCAACCAUUAAAGCCUGGAUGAACAAGAGUGAGAAGGCUGCCAUUUUAGUGCACUAAAUCUGCAUGCCUUUACCUUCCCGCCGUCGUUCGACUCCGCCCUGAUACUAACCAACCUGCAGCCAAUCUGAGAGAAUUGUGAAUAAAUAUACCUCAGGCUGAAACGUGACGGGACCCAACGCCGACGUGAUCUGCAGUUAGACGUCGCUCCUGAUGAAGGACGAGAGAGGUUUCUCGGGAUGGAGCGAUGACCAAGUGCCUUACUGUGACUCGCGGGACCUCAGGCAGCUUCGGCAGCUCAUUUCUUUCUCUCUCUCUCUCUCGCUCUCUCUGUUUCUUCCUGUCUCUCUCUCUCUCUCUCUUCCUGUCUCUCUCUCUCUCUCUCUCUGCAGGGAAAUUAUUUUACGAGCUCAAAAUUAUCCCAAGAGCGUGUUUUGUUUUUUUUAAUGAAUGUGAAUGUACAGCUUUAUUUUUAUAUGAAGCUUGACGCUUCGCACACUGAGAACACAAUAAGGACAUUCCCAGUCAUUUUUUUCCCCCCAUAAUUGUAUUUCUAUCUUGGCUAAGGGACCAGACGCCUGUUCUGCUUGAUGAAUUGCUUUUAUCACUCUUCAGGUUGUUCGUUGUUUGUCUCUCAGCGUGACGUCUGUAGCUUGGAGGUCAGUGUUGCUGACGUUAGUGCUGCGUGAUACGGACGGUUAAUCAUGUUGCUGUUACAUUUGACGUGUUGUGACCUUUAAUCCCAAAUCAGGUCAAAGAAAAAACUGUGUUAUGGGGGCCAAACAGAAUUAGGACGUCUCAUCCACACCUUCGGGAUGAUUACUGUACUGUACUGUAUUGUAGUUAGAGGUUAAAGGGUGGAUUUGAACAUUUGCGUCCUUUUGCAAAAAACUGCAGUAUUGCAUAGUCUAAUGAUUAACAAACGAUAUAUACAUCGUACAACCUGCCGCAUAUCAGCUGUGUUUUUACUGCCACAAUAAAACACCCAGAAGUCGAGUUACUGACAACUCAAA